CCUAUAACAAGGCUGUAAGGGAAAAUGUUUGUUUAUGAGGUUUAGAGGUGUUCAUGUGUGUUUUCAUCCUGCCACUGCACAUAAGUUAAAUCAGUUAGCCUUUCCAGCCCUCCCUGUUACCUGUGCAGUAGCAUGUUACCACUGCUGGAGGAGGAGAUCAAACUCAGAAGAUGCUUAGGAAUGCUGCCACCUACCCGAUGACUGCUGAGGAUGGAACGAUUGUAUAUUAAGAUCAGUGGACGCAGCUUCACGCAACAUUGACUGAUCAUCUGUUAUCUGAUAGUGCGGUCCUUCUGCGGUCUACUGAAGCCCCUCAGAUAGAUACUGGAUGCCUGACUGCAGGAGAGCAGCUGGAAAAGCAUCUCAGUGAGCUGAGGAAUAUUGUGGUUGGCUCCAGCAGUCCACGGCUGCGUGAUUGUUCCGUGGAAAACGUGAGCAGAAAGAGGAAUGUGAACUGAACGAGCCGCGGUCUAACCUCGUGUAGAAGAAAUACUCUGGGAAUUGUCACUCAGGAUAUCCCCGUUCCGUCAGGGAUUCGCCUGUUUGUUUGUUUUUUGCAGUGAAGAAUAACUGCAGAAGACCAGCACCAUGAUGACUGCACGGGAAAUAAUCAAGAAGAAACCGCCCAAAGACAGUCUGACGCUGCUACCCUGCUUCUAUUUUGUAGAGCUACCCAUUGUGGCAUCCUCUAUGGUUUCACUGUACUUCCUGGAGCUGACGGAUGUGCUCCAGCCGGCGCAGGUGGGGUUUCGCUGUCAUGACCGUUCACUCAGCAUGCCGUACGUGGACAGCGGUGAUGAGCUCAUCCCUCUGCUCAUGCUCCUGAGUCUGGCGUUCGCCGGCCCUGCUGCCUCUAUCAUGAUAGGUGAAGGUCUACUGUAUUGUAUGCAGUCGAAACUGAAGGUCCGUCCAGGGAUUGAGGGAAGCAUAAAUGCUGGUGGAUGUAAUUUUAACUCUUUCCUGCGGAGAACUGUUCGUUUUGUUGGGGUUCAUGUGUUCGGUCUUUGUGCAACAGCACUGGUUACUGAUGUCAUCCAGCUGGCCACUGGCUACCACACACCAUUCUUUCUCACAGUGUGCAAACCCAAUUAUACCGUCCCCGGUGUGUCCUGUGACAAGAACCCUUACAUCACCAAAGACAUUUGCUCGGGCCAGGAUCAGAAUGCUAUUCUGUCUGCCAGGAAAACCUUCCCUUCCCAGCAUGCAACCCUCUCUUCCUUUGCUGCUGUUUAUAUUUCAAUGUACUUCAACUCAACAAUCUCUGAUAGCACCAAGCUGCUCAAACCCGUUCUGGUGUUUGCCUUUGCCAUUGUGGCUGCGUUGACGGGACUCACUCAGAUCACCCAGUACCGCAGUCACCCUAUCGAUGUUUACGUUGGGUUCUGUAUUGGUGCUGGUAUUGCCGCAUACCUGGCUUUCCAUGCUGUUGCCAACUUCAAAUCUCCAGAGGAAGCUGUCAACCCACAACCUCCUACUCUGCAAAAGGAUGCUUUGAGGGCUCUGGCCCAGAGAGGCCAUGACUCGGUCUAUAACAAAAGCCACGCCUCUGAGAGCAAUGAGGAAAUAACAUCACCAGCAUCUCUAGAUGGGCUGAACCGGCCUUUACAGCGGGAGAAAACCUCGUUGGGAAGCUUAAAGAGAGCCAGUGUCAAUGUGGAGCUACUGGCGCCUCGCAGCUCAAUGGGUAAGGAGACAAUGGUGACCUUCAGCAACACAUUACCCCGUGCUAAUCCAGAGGAGCCAACGAGGCGUCUGGUGACAGUACCUGUACCACUGGACCCAAUGCGGUCACAGCAAUUAGUGUCUGAAUGGAAGCAAAAGUCAAUGGAGAUGCGAGGCGGCAGCUUGCCCGAUGAGGACACUAGCGAGCAGGGCUCAGAUGGUGGCAACGACACAACCACAGAGGAGGAUAGCGUCCACUCUUCAGUCUAUUCGUCUGUUCAACAAUCAACCAAACCUGCUAACCCACCUGCAGGUGCAAGAGUAGUGAUGCCCCCUCGUCCCCCAGCACAGCCCUCGGCCCCCCCACCUGUGUCCCCUAAAAGCGCCAGCACUCGGGCCAAAUGGUUGUCCAUCACAGAAAAAAGUGGUGCUAAUAUCCCAGUUCUUAAGGCAGGAAAUCAGCCUCGGAUCAUGCAGGUCAUUGCCAUGUCCAAGCAACAGGGACUCCUGUCUGGAUCAGCCAGAUCCUCAGAGACUUCAUCCUCUUCUGGUACCUCAUCCAUCACAGGUACAGAAUCAUCACCUAAUCGUUCAGAACGUGAUAGCGGUUCAGGCAUCAUCACAGUUGAUGCCCAUGCACCCCACCUCCCUGUAGUUCGUAUGACCUCCAACCCCAACAACCCCUGGGAGUGGAGAGGAUCUUCUGAUGGAAACACGGCCGAGUCGUACGAGCUUAAAAACCUCAACCGUGAGGGUUCCUGCAGUUACCGUCACAUCAGAAGCAUCUCUCCCUGUUCCUCCGUCAGUGAGACUGAACACAGGCCACCCCAGCCUCUUCAACCUCCCCAGCCACCACUUCCCCCUCAACUCCCACCGGUGGGUCAAACCACAGAGGGUCGCAGUCUGCGCCGAAAGACCCCUCUAGUUCUUCUGGAUAGAGAGGCCAAUCUGAACCACACUGAACAGGUCAACUACUACAAAAAGCUACAAAGUAGCAGGCAUUUCAAAGAGUGACAAUGUGCUGACUUAUAUUUGAGCACAACUACACUUUUUGGUCUUUGGGUUUUCAUUUCUUGAUUUGAUUCCAUGAGCAAUAUCUGAAUAACUGGAUCCACUACACAUUGAGUCAGAAGAGCAUUUGAGAGAUGUUGCUUCUGACAACAUAAGAGCACAGUGGUUUUGUCCUCUGAGGACAAACCAAACUACACUAUCAAGAUUCCAAUAAUUUCUAUUGUGUUUAUAUAAUAUCCAUAUAAUCAAAUUCCAACAAUGCUGAUUGUAAAAUACGGUUUGGGUUUAUUUUUAUUGCUGUUCUUUUUUGUUCAUACUUAAACGUGUGACUCAGAUAUCAAUUUGAAUUUAUGUGUAUGUGUGUUUACGCACGAUUGUUUAGUGUAUUUUGUGGUGAUACAAUAAUAUUAGGAACUAUUUGAUUGCCUUGUAGCUCUCAUGGUGAAAACCGAUUUAAAUUAUUUUGUUGGCUCUUUAUGAAUGAUAAUUGUUCUGAAAAAGGGUAGCGUCCUUCAUUCUACAUCUGACUAUAAUUGUUUAUAAACUGUUCUGGACAUUCUGCAAGUCUACCGAAGACUCCCUGUGUAAAAUGGUGGAAAUAUGGAAGCACUUUGAAUAAGCACUGUGUGUAAACAAGUGAGGUUAACUCAAUUGUCUGAGAUAUUCCAAAGGAAUAUUAGACUGUCCUGGACACUUUAAGAAAAGUAUUUUCUCAUAAUUCAUGAUGUACCUUAUAGUGGAACAUCAGCUGGACAACAGGUCCAUUGAAAUAUUUACUGCAAAAGAAAAAAAUAUUAUUAUUAUUUAUUUAUUUAUUUGGUGUAAAUCACAAAAAAAACAUUUCUACAACUCUCUGGGAUUUAUCUGUAAUAGUUAGUGAUCUCCUUGUCAUGCUUUUUCCCAGAGGUUCUCCUCUAAAUGAUCCUGAUGCAUGUUAUGUGAGUGUCGUCGAGGUGGAAGUGAAGCCUUGUCAGUGCAGAAUUCCAAUCUGUUCUCAUGUACAUGUACAGCCGUCACUGCAGGUUGAAUUCUGUGUGUGUCAGCUCUCUCUUCACGGUGCUCUGAUCUGCUCCUGGAUCUCUGUAGAUGGUUGUCCGUAAUGGAUGCUUCGUGCUGUUGAUGCAGUUUCUGAAAAAAGACAACAAAAAUUACAACAAUAAACAAGCUGCUGUAAAUUAAAAUAUGUGUAAACUGCAAACCUUGCCCAUCCCUUUAAUGCACUGAAAUAUUUCCUGUUCAUCUUUAUAGACUUCUUUAAUUAAUAAAGUGGAUCCUGCCUACAGCAGGUUAGUGGUGGUGAUGUAGAUUCUGAACCAAUCAGUAGACAUUCGAGAGUGAGUGGUAAAAAAACCUGAGCCAUUUGAUUUAUAAAAAUCAAAUAAUAGGAAGGCAGCUUCAUUUUUCUUUCUGCCCACAAUUUAAAAUCUCUGAAAGGGUGACUUUUCACAGAAUACAGCAGCGUCUCCAUCACAGUACUGGGACAUUAGUAUACACACACACAAACACACACACAGACCUCAGGAUGAGCACCCCCUGUUGGCCUCACUUCUCACAGCGAUUUAAUUCUCAUUUUAAGUCUCCCAUCCAGGUACUGGCCAAGCACAACACUGCUAAGCUUCAGUGAUAAACCUGUGUAGAGCUGCAGGGUGUCAGGUUUUCCAAUGCAAGCAAACAAACAAACAGAAAGAUUCUGAUUGAUGAAAGGAGCCACUGCUUAUGCUUAGGGCCCUCAAAGUCCCCAAGUUGUCCCAUACACAACAAACCUGCAUUUUAUGUUUUAAAAUGGAUUAAACACUGUCUAAUUUAAUUUAUUAUUAUUAUUUUUAUUACUAUUAUUAUUAAUUGUGAGAACAGAUUUUAUAGUUUACUAUUGUUUAUCUAACAAUUCACUGAUACUUGAUAAGAUUUUACAAGAGCCAUUUACAAGUUUAUUAAGUGCACAUGCUUUUGUUUAAUCAUUGUCAUUUGAUUAAGCAAACUCCCAGAAGCAUAAUGACUCUGCUGGUCCGAAUUAUUAUACUUAACCUCAGCACACCCCUGACAAAUAUAAUAAAUCAGAAAUAUUAACCAAUAAAGUACUUCAGGGUUUUAGUUUUGAUUCAAUAUACUGUAUGACAUGCUUGCAUUUGGGACCUGAUUUUUAUCCGACCUGAUUUCUCAUUAAAACUGGAUUUUUAAUCUCUCCACCACAGAUCAUUUCUAGCCCAGAGCAUUUUAUAGCGUAGAGGUCACGCUUAAAAUUCUAAUUUAUUGCAGAUUAAACCAAAGCACCGGCAGUGCACGCAUUCCUGAACAAAAAAAGAAAAAAAAAA
Carassius auratus (goldfish) is the source of this 4985-nucleotide messenger RNA. RefSeq names its product phospholipid phosphatase-related protein type 3-like. Gene Ontology annotation, cellular component: plasma membrane. The record is from RefSeq and is a predicted model, not a curated record. Gene Ontology annotation, molecular function: phosphatidate phosphatase activity. The coding region runs from base 589 to 2676 and encodes 695 amino acids. Gene Ontology annotation, biological process: signal transduction; phospholipid metabolic process; phospholipid dephosphorylation. Lineage: Eukaryota; Metazoa; Chordata; Actinopteri; Cypriniformes; Cyprinidae. The transcript is spliced from 8 exons.